This is a messenger RNA of Budorcas taxicolor (takin), 1503 nucleotides long. Its product is annotated as cytochrome P450 2D14. The transcript is spliced from 9 exons. The record is from RefSeq and is a predicted model, not a curated record. Gene Ontology annotation, biological process: arachidonate metabolic process; xenobiotic metabolic process. Lineage: Eukaryota; Metazoa; Chordata; Mammalia; Artiodactyla; Bovidae. Gene Ontology annotation, cellular component: cytoplasm; intracellular membrane-bounded organelle. Gene Ontology annotation, molecular function: iron ion binding; oxidoreductase activity, acting on paired donors, with incorporation or reduction of molecular oxygen, reduced flavin or flavoprotein as one donor, and incorporation of one atom of oxygen; heme binding. The coding region runs from base 1 to 1503 and encodes 500 amino acids.
AUGGGGCUGCUGUCUGGGGACACGCUGGGGCCCCUGGCCGUGGCCGUGCUCAUCUUCUUGCUCUUGCUGGACCUGAUGCACCGGCGCUCACGCUGGGCCCCACGCUACCCCCCAGGCCCCACGCCGCUGCCGGUGCUGGGCAACCUGCUGCAGGUGGACUUCGAGGACCCGCGUCCCAGCUUCAACCAGCUGCGGCGCCGAUUCGGGAACGUGUUCAGCCUGCAGCAGGUCUGGACGCCGGUAGUCGUGCUCAACGGGCUGGCCGCUGUGCGCGAGGCGCUGGUGCACUGCAACCAGGACACUUCCGACCGUCCUCCUCCGGCUGUCUACGAGCACCUGGGUUACGGGCCGCGCGCCGAAGGAGUGAUCCUGGCGCGAUAUGGGAACGCCUGGCGAGAGCAGCGGCGGUUCUCCCUGUCCACUCUGCGCAACUUCGGCCUGGGGAAGAAGUCACUGGAGCAGUGGGUGACUGAGGAGGCCUCGUGCCUCUGUGCCGCCUUCGCCGACCAGGCCGGACGCCCCUUUAGCCCCAAGGACCUCCUGAAUAAAGCAGUGAGCAACGUGAUCGCCUCCCUGACCUUCGGGUGUCGAUUCGAGUACAACGAUCCUUGCAUCGUCAAGUUGUUGGACAUGAUGGAGGACAUGUUGAAAGAGGAGUCUGGCUUAGUGCGCCAGGUGGUGGAAGCUGUGCCGGUGCUCAUGCGCAUCCCAGGGCUGGCCGCCAAGGUCUUCCCGGGGCUGAAGGCCUUCAUGGCCCUGAUUGAUGAGCUGAUCGCCGAGCAGAAGAUGACCCGGGACCCGACCCAGCCACCCCGACACCUGACCGACGCCUUCCUGGAUGAGGUGAAGGAGGCCAAGGGGAACCCAGAGAGCAGCUUCAAUGAUGAGAACCUGCGCCUGGUGGUGACCGACCUGUUCUCCGCUGGGAUGGUCACCACCUCGACCACACUGGCCUGGGCCCUCCUCCUCAUGAUCCUGCACCCAGACGUGCAGCGACGGGUCCAGCAGGAAAUCGAUGAGGUGAUAGGGAAGGUGAGGCGACCAGAGAUGGGUGAUCAGGCCCUCAUGCCCUUCACCGUGGCCGUGGUCCAUGAGGUGCAACGCUUUGCGGACAUCAUCCCCCUGGGAGUGCCCCACAUGACAUCCCGUGACAUCGAGGUUCAGGGCUUCCACGUCCCAAAGGGGACGACACUCAUCACCAACCUGUCGUCAGUGCUGAAGGACGAGACUGUCUGGGAGAAGCCCUUCCGCUUCCACCCGGAGCACUUCCUGGAUGCCCAGGGCCGCUUCGUCAAGCAGGAGGCCUUCAUACCCUUCUCCGCAGGCCGCCGCACAUGCCUCGGGGAGCCCCUGGCCCGCAUGGAGCUCUUCCUCUUCUUCACCAGCCUCCUGCAGCACUUCAGCUUCUCGGUGCCUGCCGGGCAGCCCCGCCCCAGCGACCAUGGUGUCUUUGCCUUCCUGGUGACCCCAGCCCCAUACCAGCUCUGUGCGGUGCCCCGCUAG